GAAAUAAUAAGUAAAUUAAGUUUAGAAGAAUUUGAUAUACAUAUGUAUGUAUGUUUAUUACUUCAAUAUAUUGUAUUUGUCAAAACUACUUAAAAACGUCUUUAAUACUUACAAUAUGGCAACACCAGCGCAACCUCUGCUCCACCAACGCAAACGCAUUUCGCUCCACGCUCAGCUGCAAUUAUUGGUGUAAAUACUGGUGCUGCUUGCUGCUGCCGUUUCCUACGCAUUACGCGGCGCACAGUAGGCGAUAAUUGCAGCAAUGCUAAUUGAAACAAUGUCUCGCUGCUUUUUUGUCUCGAGUUUUGGUUUUUAUUGUUGUUUUUGCUUCUCUUCUGCUGCAAUUGCAUUGUUUUGCUCGCAACUCGCAACUCCCAGCUUUUUAUAUUUUUAGCGCGGUAUUGACUUCAGAUAAUCAGCGCUCUCACAAAUACAUGCGCACAAACCUACUCAUAGGUACACCGUGUUAAAGUGAGCGAUCGCCACUCCAACUCUGCUGACGAUAGUUUACCAUACAUACAUACAUAUGUAUGUGUUUUGUUGGGGAGCCGCAGCACCACUACCAAGACAGCCGGCGCGCCGCCAGCAAAUAGUGAGCAACUUUGCCACAUUCAACGGGCGGCAGCGCAACACCGUCAUUUAGUUUGUUUGUUAACUUUGUUAUGCGCGGUCGAUUCGUAAGCUCAAACCGAUCGUGUUGAACUACUAUAGCUCCACUGCAAUCCGAUUUAAUUUGUUUUGAAGUAAAUUCCUAAACUUCAGCAUAACUUUAACACUGUUCGACAAUUAAGGGGCAUGCGUGUGAAAUCUGAGCCCUUUGUCGCGUUGCGCUGUUCCGUUAACUAAUUUUUUUUAUAUAUAGUAUUCCCCCCUUUGUGUUACAUUGUGUAUACAUUCGUAUGUGUAAUUGUGGUGCAUUUAAUUUUUUUAUUUUUGUUUUUGUAACAUCGAUGUCAUCAGCGUGCAAUCAUCACCAAUGGCCGGUGUUUAAUAUUUCCUCGUGUGCCUCUUCGAUUUGAUGGCCCUUUAAUUGUCGGUAUUGAUUAACUAUUUACAUUUGUCGGCCUUUGUGUUUGUGUUGUAAUCGGUACUUUCAAAGUGUUUGUUGUUACUUUCGUACAUAUAUACUCAGAACAGUACAAUUAAAGCAGUUGAAGGCACAGCGAUCAAAGAACAAUGUUUAUUGAGAUUUUUCCUUUCAAAUAUUUUAAUACUUGUAAAUGCAAAGAAUAUAAAAUAAAAACAUAACAUUUGCAAAGUAAAACGUAAAAGAAACAGAAAGUAUUUGUUGAAAGUGAAAAUCAAGCACAAGAAAGGUGAAUCAAAUCAUUGUGUAGUAAAACUAAAAAAGAAAGUUAACAACAAAAAACUGAAUAUAAAACGGCGAUUAAAUAAAAUCGAACAAUGCUAGUAUGAAAAUUAUUAGUAAGCGCUAUUUAACGCACCUCUUAACUCAGUGACAACUCGAUUGAGUCCACAAUAUAGACAAAAAUGUUUCUGAUACCGAAAAAAUUCGAACAAACGCUCCGCGCAUCACCCAUACAGCCAGCGACGCCGGCACAGCCCGGCUCUGGCUUGAAUCCGGAAUUUCAUCGAGGCUGUACCGGCAAGGCGCACGCCUGUGGCACGCUUAAAUCACGUUUAGCUGCCAACAACAACACCAGCACCCACAAAAAUGGCGUACAUACACAACAUCAGGCGAAUGCAACGCUUUCUGCAAAGUCUAAUCCGCGUAAGAACAGCAUCAGUUCGGAAACGAUUAGUGAUAGCGGUUCUGAGAAUUCAGCAUCUUGGCAUUCAAACGAUUCAAUGGUAUCGCCGAAUGGACGCACAACGAUGGAUGGCGCGUCGACGCCAAUCACACAAAAAGUUGGCGGCGCCAAACCAGCGCUCGCCAAAAAACCAAUGCUCAGCGCACACUCCAAGGAAUAUGCGGUCGCUAUGGCCAAAGCGCUCAAAGCUGUCGAUACACCGCGCUCCCCAAUGCUAAGCGUUAAGCGUGCACAAAGCCAACAGCGCAACGCAACAGCGCGCACUGCAUCCCCAGCGCCCGCUACGACGAACAGCGUAAGCCGACGUAUGCGUUUGCAUAGCGAUGGCGAUCACUCGGCUGAGAACAGUCUAGCUAGCAGCGCAAAUACUUCAAUGACGGCUAUCAACAGCGCGCAGCAGAGCACUUUUGAACGCACGCAGAAAUAUCGCAGCUUUCGUGUAGCGGGACGUAAGAACACUGCAACUGCUAAUGCAAACAUGAAUGCGCGUCCGCCGUGGAAUAGCGGAGCUGGCAUGCGCAACAAUAACAACAUGUCGAUCUACGCAAGUCACAGCGGUAAUAACAGCAGCGCCAGUGGCAGCGGUUGCACUGCAGCGUCAUCAUUAAGCAAUCGCAGCUUUCGCAGCUCACUGCGGCGAAACACACGCGAAGCGCUCAACUGGCAGGCGAUUUGGGAACGUUCGUUGGCGCUGCGCGGUUACGGCGCCAAUAGUGGAGUCUUCAAGAACUACGAUGAGGCUAUAAAACAGCAGGUUUGACUUAUUACUUACGCAUAUCCGGUCAACUAUUUACAUAGAUAAUUAUGAACCGUUGCAACUAAACUAACCUAAUAGUUGUAAAUACCAUAUUAGCACAUCUAAUAUUACCGUUACAUGUCAGUUGACCUCUUUUUAUAAAAAAAUAUAAACAUGUGUUCCUAACAGCGCGCUUUGUUGCGCUUGUCAAUGCAAUUUUCGUGUUGCUCGCGGCAAGCAAUCGGAUACGCCCGCUGAGUGCAACUAACUGUCCAACCGUUAAGUUGAGUUAAACGUCAGAAAUUAUGCGCACUAUUCGUCUUUUAUAGUUGCUUUAAUUUAUUUAAUUGCCUUUUUUGCCUUGUAACGUUAGACGGGCCGCGCUAACUCGUCAAUUCGAAUGCAACACUGCAAAGUUAGACAAUAGUGCAUGUGUACGCAUGCUUGCAAACCCUUGUGGCGAUCAAUUGUGAGGCGCUCACAUACCAACAAUUCCAUGUAAUAACUCUUUGCUCUUCAAUCAUUCUUUCGUAGUUGUUCCCCUGUCAUUCGCUUAACUAUUCAUAUAGUUUUAUUGCUGUAAACAUACGCGUUCAUAUGAUUGUCGUUCUUUAUGCGUUGUUGUACGUGAUCGUAUGUUGCAUUGCGUAGGUGGCCCCGUCGCUACAGUGCGUGGAGCAGGAAACUGAAGACGCAUGCCUUGUGCUGGGCUCUAUUGGUCACAUGUGCCAUCAAGCCUAUCAAUAUUUACUUAGUAAACGAACUGUAUAUUCAGUGAAUGUUAUGUGCUCGUUGCAUUGAGGACUAUAUAAUUUUUUAUUGUUGUUAUUGGUGUGUAGUAACAAUGCUAGAUUUGCUUUUAAUAGGCUCAUAAAAGAGUUAUUAAAUAGUUGCAUGCAACAUACCUAUAUGAGCAUAUAGAAGGCAGUAUACUUGUAUGUGUAUAGCUAAGAGAAGCCGAAGAAAAAUCAUCAAAAUCGAAGAAAAAAUCUUUCGCCGCGGUCCACAAUCAUUCUCUAAAUCUAAAUGCAGCCACACACUCAAAUUAUUUUGGCAGUAUAUUGCAUUAUACUUCAUCAAUUUGUAUUGUCGAAAGUCCUUUUUUAAAGCUAGAGUCUGUUCAUAUUUCUUGUUUCUAACAUAUCAGGGUUUUCAUUGCUUAUAUAACCACAUUUCAUUCCUCGAUUCUAAGUCGUCAAAAAAUUAUAUUUUAAAAAGCUCAAGAGUUCAUACAAACAUUAUAGUGAGGACCCUAUCACGAAAUUAAGGGGCUAUACCGAUGUGACGCCUGAAAAAUUAGGCGACUUACGUGAAUUUUUUUAAGAGAAAAUACGCUAUUGAAUAUUUCGAGCUUCUUUGAACGUAAUAAGGUAUAUUUUUAGUUAUAUUUUAAGAUUUUUGUUUUACAAAAAUGUUGAAAAAUAACGGAGUUAUAAGCUGUCUUCGGAGGUGCCAAAAAAAAAGUGCCCCAACUGCUGGCAUGAUUCCGGCCGAAUGAGUAGCUGAAACAAAAAAAUUUGAAAAGUUUAUUAAACUUAAAGAUAUUUCCUAUACAAUGAACUACGAUCUUUGAAAAAUAUCAAAAAUUAACAAAAUGGCGUAAUUUUGAAAAAAAAAAUCGUUUUUUUUAGGAAAAAAAUGGUCGUUUUUUUAAUGCAAAAUUGACAAUUUUCAAUCAAUCAAAAAGAUCGUAGUCCAUUGUAAAUACAGUAAAUGUAUUCAAAAAUACUCAGUUUGAAUUUGAAGUCGAUCGGUCAAUUUCUGGUUGAGUUAUGAUGUCAGCAAUUUUGAAAAAUGUCGUUUCGAGAAAAACGCGUUUAAAGUU
This is a messenger RNA of Bactrocera dorsalis (oriental fruit fly), 4333 nucleotides long. RefSeq names its product autotransporter adhesin BpaC-like. The record is from RefSeq and is a predicted model, not a curated record. The coding region runs from base 1492 to 2532 and encodes 346 amino acids. NCBI's taxonomy places the organism in Eukaryota, Metazoa, Arthropoda, Insecta, Diptera, Tephritidae. The transcript is spliced from 2 exons.